Molecule: messenger RNA, 765 nt
Organism: Periconia digitata
Lineage: Eukaryota; Fungi; Ascomycota; Dothideomycetes; Pleosporales; Periconiaceae
Source: the annotation of a GenBank genome assembly
AUGUCGAGUUGCUUAACACAUAACCGGUUUUUUUUUCAUUUCUCCUUAUCUUGUACAUGUAUACCGACAAAGACUUUACUAACAUUGUUCAACGCGCAGAUUAUGUGCAUAGGAAGAAACUAUGCGGAUCAUAUCAAAGAGCUCAAUAGCGCUCGCCCCAAGCAACCCUUCUUCUUCCUAAAACCACCUUCAUCCAUUCUACUUCCAGGUGCUGGCCCAAUCUUGCGCCCCCGUGGCGUCAUAAUGCACUAUGAAGUCGAGCUCGGCCUCAUCAUGGGGAAGCAAGUGCGGGACCUUGACCCAGAGGAUACGAAGGGCGCUUUAGAGGCUAUCGAUGGCUAUCUUCUUGCCAUUGACAUGACUGCUCGAAACGUGCAGGAUGAAGCCAAGAAGAAGGGUCUCCCAUGGUCCAUUGCCAAAGGCUUCGACACAUUCAUGCCAAUCAGCAACAUCAUCGCAAAGUCGCGCAUUCCCGACCCCCAAAAUGCCCAUCUGUGGCUCUCUGUGAACAAGGAGGUCAAACAGUCCGAUAACACCAAUCUCAUGUUGUUCCGCAUCCCAAGAAUGUUGAGUGAUAUCAGUCGCGUAAUGAGUCUCGAGAAGGGCGACAUUGUCUUGACGGGAACACCCAAAGGCGUAGGACCCGUAAAGACGGGUGAUAUCAUGAGGGCUGGAUUGCAGGUUGAUGGGAAAGAUGUCGAAGAGGCGAAUAUCGAGGUUCCUGUGACCGAUCGCGAGGGUCUGUACGAAUUCAAAGAAACAUAA